UGAUUCCUCUCCCAUUCCCAUCACCAAAUCAACAACAACACACUAGACAAUUUUCCAAUUCAAUUAUCGAUUCCCCUACUCACAAAAAUUAACAUGCAAUCCAUUUCUUUGUUCAAUUCCUCACCAAUAUUAUUCCAUCCAUUUUCACCAUCUAGGCCAUGUUCUAAUGGCAAGAAAAUGAAUUCGUUUGCUCCAACUAAGGCUUCCAUGAGAGGAUCAGCGGAUCAGAACUUCAGUGGAAGGUUGGUGGAUGAGAGCAUGAUAAUACUGAGGAAGAGGAUCCAUGAGAUGAACAUGAUAGAGAGGAACUAUGAGCCUCCUUCAGAUUGGAUGGAUUGGGAGAAGCGCUAUUAUAACAAGUAUGACUCCAUCAUAUGUGAAGCAGUGGGAGUUUUGCAGUCCCAAUUGAUGAACACCAGGCCAAGUUUGGCUCUUGGGGCCAUGGCUUUGGUUGCAAUCAGUGUUCCAACUUCUUCUGCUGUGCUUUUGUUUCAUUUGGUUGAAUUGGCCAAGGUUGUUUUGGCUGGGGCUCAUCUUGGCUAGCUAGACUAGAAUAUUGUUCAUUAGAUGCUUUGAAUUUGGUUUGGUAUUUGGAAAAACCAUUCAAUUCUUUUGAAUUAUACAUAGAGCAUAUAGAAUUUUAAUUGAUUGGAAUUUGGAACCACUAUCUGAUCUGUUAGAUUUGAGGAUGGAUGGGGAUAGAUAAGUUUAUUCAUAAGUAGUGCAAUUGUUUGACAUUUGUGACCCAUACAACUCAUGUAAUUAAAUGCUAUGAUUUGACCCACUUUAUAUAAUGAGUUGCUUUUACUUGAAGAA
This is a messenger RNA of Glycine soja, 816 nucleotides long. RefSeq lists its product as uncharacterized. The record is from RefSeq and is a predicted model, not a curated record. Lineage: Eukaryota; Viridiplantae; Streptophyta; Magnoliopsida; Fabales; Fabaceae. Bases 94 to 543 code for a protein of 149 amino acids. The transcript has a single exon.